CGAAAAGGGAAAUGGAAAAAAGAAAAGUGGAAGGCCAAGAGAAGAUGCAAUGUAUUGUAUCUCAAAGGAACAAGUACUCGUAAAAGAAGAAGAAGAAGAAGAUCAAGUGAUCUAGAAGAAGUGGGAGAACAUGGACUACGUGCAGGCUUUCAGCAUCAACGAUACGAAACGUUGCAUUACGCGCACAUACAUGCGACAAUACUGUGCCAAUGUGGGGUUGACAAUUGUCAGUGACAAAAUUUCGAAGAAUCCUUGCCGAAUACGGUUGAUCGUUGCUUUUCCACGAAGUAAAAGGAACACGAAGGGAGGGAGGAAUAAACAAGAUCGACGAGAUCUCAGCUCAAACAUUCCUCGGGGCAUCCCACGAAGAUCGGGAUGCCAUCGGAUUGACACCGGUACCAUGGCAGCGGAUCUCUAUGCGAAUGGCUCUUUAAAGUCAACGUCCGCCAGGGCCGUAGGCAGCAUGGGACAACGUAAAUCGGGCGCCCCGGGCGCCGCGGCGCCGAUAUCGACGGAGGAAGAGCAGCUGAAGUUUCAAGACAACAGAUUUCUAGCGACUUUGGUGCUUGGCAGAAGUAGGAGGAUCUCGCCAGACGUGCUGAAUGAAAGGGUUGGAGCGACAGCUGUAGUGCACGCGGCGUUUUGCAUUCCGCGACAGGAGAAAUGCGCGAUCAAGCGAAUAAACUUGGAAAAAUGGAACACAAACAUGGACGAGCUAUUGAAAGAGAUACAGGCGAUGUCUUCUUGCAACCACGAAAACGUCGUGACGUACUACACAUCGUUCGUGGUGAAAGAGGAACUCUGGUUGGUCUUAAGAUUGCUAGAAGGUGGAUCUCUGCUGGAUAUUAUCAAACAUAAAACCAGAACCACUAAUUGCAAGCAUGGAGUAUUCGAUGAGGCCACUAUAGCUACAGUACUUCGAGAAGUACUCAAGGGACUUGAAUAUUUCCACAGCAACGGACAGAUACACAGGGACAUAAAAGCGGGUAAUAUCCUACUAGGCGAGGAUGGCACAGUGCAGAUCGCCGAUUUUGGUGUCAGCGCGUGGCUCGCGACCGGACGUGACUUGAGCCGGCAGAAGGUUCGGCACACCUUCGUCGGUACGCCUUGUUGGAUGGCGCCCGAGGUCAUGGAGCAGGUGAGAGAGGACCAUGGCUACGAUUUUAAGGCCGAUAUAUGGUCACUUGGCAUCACGGCGAUCGAGAUGGCAAGCGGCACGGCGCCGUAUCACAAAUAUCCUCCGAUGAAGGUCUUAAUGCUGACGCUGCAGAACGAUCCGCCGACUUUGGAUACCGCUGCGGAUGACAAGGACCAAUACAAAGCAUACGGAAAAACAUUCCGAAAAAUGAUCGUCGACUGUUUACAAAAAGAUCCUACUAAGAGACCAACAGCCACUGAGUUGCUAAAACAUCCCUUUUUUAAAAAAGCCAAAGAUAAAAAGUAUCUACAGCAAACGUUAGUUGCGAUUGGACCCAGUUUAGAAACACGUGUACAAAAGGCAUCAAAAAGACAACCUGGCACGUCGGGUCGUUUGCACCGAACGGUAACCGGAGAAUGGGUCUGGUCGGAAGAAGAGAACAACGGUGACUCGAGCAGUGAUGAAGGCAAAGAGACGUUACCGGUCAACACAAUCGAAAAGGCCAGCAGUGACGAAGAAGCUGGCGAGCCUGACGAAUGCUAUGGUCAAAUUAGGGUAGCACCGAGCCAAAUGGCUUUGCCAGCAACCGGACAAAAUACACCUAUAAACUUGGUGCUUAGAUUACGAAAUGAAAAACGGGAGCUAAAUGAUAUUAGAUUCGAUUUUACUGUUGGAAUUGACUCUGCACAAGGUAUCGCAGCGGAAUUAGUUGCUGCGGGCUUGGUCGACGGCAAGGACAUUGUAAUGAUAGAAACAAAUCUAAAAAAACUGAUAGAGAGUGGAGGACAAUUGCGAACAGUGACAUUUUCCUUGAACACUGGUUAUGCGGUGAACGAAAUACCAGAUGACAAGGCGUUAAUAGGAUUUGCUCAGAUCUCCAUCACUGAAUAAACAACCUCGAUUGCGUUCUGAACUUUCGGGCUAGUGUUCUUAAUUGAUACAUUCGCCAAGAUACAGAGAGUACCAAAAGCUAAUGAAUCGGUUAGGUACUAUUUCUCAAGCUAUUUCAGGCUAAACUCUAAAUAGUAAAAAGAAAGUCUCGGCACAUACAAACAUACAAGAAUAGGAGUUACUUGUAAUGCCGUUACCGUUACUAUUACUUUCUUAUUAUAACGGUUUGAUAACAAUAAAUUGUAAAUAACAUUACAAUUACACUCAUAAUGGUAAUGUGAUAGCGUCAUUAGAAAAGUUACUUUUAAAAAAUAACUUGUUACUGCACGCAUUACGCGUUACUUAUUUAAAA
Trachymyrmex cornetzi is the source of this 2381-nucleotide messenger RNA. RefSeq names its product serine/threonine-protein kinase OSR1. Gene Ontology annotation, biological process: protein phosphorylation. The record is from RefSeq and is a predicted model, not a curated record. NCBI's taxonomy places the organism in Eukaryota, Metazoa, Arthropoda, Insecta, Hymenoptera, Formicidae. Gene Ontology annotation, cellular component: cytoplasm. Gene Ontology annotation, molecular function: ATP binding; protein serine/threonine kinase activity.